Molecule: messenger RNA, 1221 nt
Organism: Poecilia latipinna (sailfin molly)
Lineage: Eukaryota; Metazoa; Chordata; Actinopteri; Cyprinodontiformes; Poeciliidae
Product: zinc-binding protein A33-like
Exons: 5
Coding region: 122-883 (253 amino acids)
Molecular function (GO): zinc ion binding
Source: RefSeq, a predicted model, not a curated record
ACUUCCUCCUUGGACGACAGGUGUAUGUAAGGCAAAGAACCUUUCCUGUCAAACACAAGUGAGGCGUAGAAGUGAAAGUAAACCAACCGAGGAAAACAAGCUAAAAGCAGAGAUCAGCAAGAUGGCUUCAAACGUCCCACAGUCUGAGGCCGAGUGCACAUGUCCUGUGUGCUGUGACAUAUUUACUGAUCCUGUUCUGUUGCUGUGUGGCCACAGCUUCUGCCAGCAUUGCUUACAGGAGUGGUGGAGACAGAGCUCACAGAGGACAUGCCCGGUCUGUAAGGAAAUGUUUCAUAUGACUCAUCCGCCUCGAAAUCUGGCCCUGAGAAAUCUGUCUGACUCAUUGAGGCAGGAGAGGAGCAAGAGAGCUGGAUCCAAGGAGAUUUGUUUGUUGCAUGGUGAGAAGUUCAAACUCUUCUGUCAGGUCGAUCAACAACCCAUCUGUGUGAUCUGUCGGGAUUCGAAAACACACACAAAACACAAAUGUGUUCCCAUUAAUGAAGCAGCAGAGGAGUACCGCGUUAAAAUCCAGACAAAUGUUAGCAGCCUGAAAACUAAGCAGGGAGUUUUUGAGAAGCAAAAAACUGAUUGGGAGAAUAUGGCGACACUCAUCAAGCUACAGGCUCAGCAGACAGAGAAAACCAUCAAAGGAGAGUUUCAGAAACUUUAUCACUUCUUGAGAAAUGAGGAGGCAGGCCGGAUAGAUGAUUGUCGGAGAGAAGCAAAACUUAAGAGUGACGCAAUGAAUGUCAGGAUUACAAACCUAACCGCAGAGAUUUCUGAGCUCAAGGAAAAAAUCAAAACCAUAGAAGAUCAGAUGAGAGCAGAAGACCUCUCAUUCAUCCUGAGUGCAAAAUCAACACUGGAAAGGAAGGUUUUCUGAACUCUUCAUAUUGGAAUCAACCAGAGGAGGGUAGGUUUGUCAAAAAAUUGUACUCCAAGUACGAGUAGAACCACCUCAACAUGUUUAUCAAGUAAAAGUGAGAAGUUGUUUUCUAAGAAAUCACUCAAGCAAGAGUACAAAAGUAUUUGGUGAUAAGGCUACUUAAGCUGGAUGUAGGAUCUGAUGUAGUAUUUUAAAAUGAUGUCAUCAGACAGACAAAAAUACAAAGUUAUGUACUGUUAUUUUAAAGACCAAAAUGAAAAGACAAAUCAGGUGAUAUCAUUCUUACAAAAGAAAAUGCAGGUAAACUUUAGGUAUUUAGAUUUAGAAAUGUGUUC